This is a messenger RNA of Dimorphilus gyrociliatus, 1740 nucleotides long. NCBI's taxonomy places the organism in Eukaryota, Metazoa, Annelida, Polychaeta, Dinophilidae. The record is from the annotation of a GenBank genome assembly.
AUGCGUGAUUUUGUUUACAUUCUGAUAAUGGAAGUAGCAAAAUCCUCAGCAAUAGUCAACUGUAUCACGUAUGAUAAUAAAAACCUGGAUUACAAGGAGUUUUUACAGUCUUGCAAAAGAGUUUGCAUUUUAGGCGUUAAUUAUACACCGUCUACUGCAGAAGAUUUAGAAGAUCUAAGGAAGGAUGUUAUGUCAAGAAUAUGGCUAACUUACCGAAAAAGUUUUAAUGCUAUUGGUGGUAUUGGUGGACCAACCACCGAUUCAGGAUGGGGUUGUAUGUUGAGGUGUGGACAGAUGAUGCUAUCCCACUCUCUCAUUGUAAGGCAUUUAGGGAGAGAUUGGAGGUGGACAAAAGGCACAACAAAUACAACUUAUUGGAAGAUAUUAAAAAUGUUUCAUGAUAAAAAAUUAGCACCAUUUUCUAUUCAUCAAAUAGCUUCAAUGGGGGAAAGUGAGGGUAAAGAAAUAGGGCAAUGGUUUGGUCCUAGCACUGUAGCUCACGUUCUAAGGAAACUAUCUGCUUUCGAAAAUUGGUGUGACCUUGCUCUUCAUAUUGCCAUGGAUUCUACUGUUGUACUUGAAGAUAUUGAAAAAAUUGCAACUUAUACAACGGCUGGCGUUCAAGUCGACUAUCAUAACCGCAAGCAAAAGAAUUGGAAGCCAAUACUCCUGUUUAUACCUUUGAGAUUAGGGUUAUCUGAAAUUAAUCCGUGCUAUAUCGAACCAUUAUUGGAUACCUUUAACUCGGAAUAUUUCGUUGGUUUAUUGGGAGGAAGACCAAACCACGCACAUUGGUUUUUUGGUAAGUGCGAAAAUGAUCUAUUAUAUUUAGAUCCCCAUGUAUGUCAAGAAAAAGAUUUCGAGAACGAUGAAACAUAUCACUGUGACUAUGCUGGAAAAAUUGAUUGUUCUGGAUUAGACCCAUCUUUGGCCAUAGGCUUUUUAUUUGAAAGAUACGAAGCUCUACACGACUGGCAAUAUUUAGCCAGAGAAAAAUUUCAAAAACUAUUCGAAGUUGUUAAUAAUAGACCUAAACACUGGGGGAAAUUACAGCAUUAUUCACCCUUAAAUUCAGUAACUGUAUCUGUUUCUUCUGAGGACAAUUCAAAUGCAGGACAAAAUGAUAACAUGAAAGAUUUGAUAGAAAAAAGAGAAAAAAAUAAAGAAUCUUCUAUUCUACCCAGUUGCGAAAUUGUUGAUGAUAAUCUUUCUGUUACUAUUUAUAGAACAGAAUUAUGGGAUGAUGUUAAGGAUGAGGUUAAAACAGAUAUAAAAAAUAUAUUAGAUAGGAACGUGAAAAUCAUUAAUAACGUUGAGAAAGUAUCAAAUAUUAAUGAUUAUUUACCUAGUAUAUUUGAAAAUUUCUCCAAAUUUUGGGGUUAUCCAAUCCAAAGGAGAAACAAAGAGGAAGAAAAUGAUAUAGAGAAAGAUAAGAUAAACUAUAUAGAUAAAGACAAACUAUACAGUUUAAAUAAUAUGAAUAUUGUAAAUUGUAAUGAAACAGUUCUUUCGAAAGGUAAGACGGCUUGUAGAGAAAUAAUAUGUACAUUCUCUGAUAAAAUGAACGAAUAUCUUACUAAUAUAGCAACUUAUGUAAACGAUGGAUCAAAUACCUUUUUUGCAAAUGGAAGAGAACGAAGUGGGGGAUUCAAGUUGAAUAAUACAGACAGGAUAACAUCAGACUUUUCCGAUAUGUAUUCAAUGAAAUAUCCAAUAAUAAGUGAUGUUAAAGAUAGAUAG